AGUCAGUUGUCACUAGCAGACAACAAAGUUCGAGGUAGGAAAAUUUGAGUCUGGAAAGAAUAAAUGGUUUAAUUUAGAAAUUCUCGGUUUAGGAUGAACAUUGUACAUAAAUUAAGCAUAUUUUUGAUAAUUUUAAAAACGUCUUUUUGCAAUAUAUGGACUGACUGGGAAAAUGCGAAAUACCUAUCGAAAUCAAUCCGUGGAGUGGUAGGAGGUGGAAAUUUUACAUAUUACUCUUUAAAGUGCCAUGGUAUAUGCAAGAUAGAAUUAAAAUCGCUAAAAGGUGAUGCUGAUCUCUAUGUAUCAGAGCGUUUUGAGAGACCAACAUGGGAAGAAUACGACUACAAGGCCGAUACCUGUGGUUUAGAUGUCGUAGGUGUGGCUGAUGAUCAGAGAAAAAAGGUGGUUUAUAUAGGAGUUUAUGGACAUCCUUUCUCCGAUGAAUCCGUAUUUGCAAUGAGCGUUUAUGUUGAUUCAGAAUUCUAUUCCAGUAAACCCGGCGAGAAUACUACCGAGUCUACUUCAAUUCCAACUUUAAUUUUGGAAAUACUAUUCGAAUUGCUAAAAAUUGUUGCGGAAGUCUUAAUGUAG
Messenger RNA from Dimorphilus gyrociliatus, 591 nucleotides. The record is from the annotation of a GenBank genome assembly. NCBI's taxonomy places the organism in Eukaryota, Metazoa, Annelida, Polychaeta, Dinophilidae.